Leptopilina boulardi is the source of this 3784-nucleotide messenger RNA. RefSeq names its product serine/threonine-protein kinase PAK mbt (gene mbt). Gene Ontology annotation, biological process: protein phosphorylation; regulation of MAPK cascade; intracellular signal transduction. The record is from RefSeq and is a predicted model, not a curated record. Lineage: Eukaryota; Metazoa; Arthropoda; Insecta; Hymenoptera; Figitidae. The transcript has 6 exons. Gene Ontology annotation, cellular component: cytoplasm. Gene Ontology annotation, molecular function: ATP binding; protein serine/threonine kinase activity. Bases 818 to 2866 code for a protein of 682 amino acids.
AAUAGUAAUUCUAAAAUUUUACCCUAUUUAAAAAUAUUAAAUUUAAUACCUAUAAUUUUAAAACAAAAAUAUUUUGUUUAUUAAACGAUUUAUAACAAUUCUUUUUUUGUAUUUAAAAAUAUUCACAACGAUUAUAAUAAUAGUAAGAAAAUAUUUUCAAAGACCACAUAAAAAUGACUGCUUUAUUUAUAGUGUAGACACUUUAUUAAAGGAAAUUACAGGUGUUUUCUGCAUGCAAUAUUGCAAUUGGAGUACUCAACACAUUCAUAGAACCCACGGGAGCGGUGAAUACCUGGAUACCUGUGAAGCUUUCUCAAUCGGCCGUGUGGUGCGCAAAGAAAGUUUAAAGAAACACAUAGAGAAUAUUUGCAAUGAUUUUUCCUUUAGUUUUUUAAUGAAUUCCAAAGUUACUGUGAUUUCUAGUGGACUAGAAUGUGGCAAGGUGUAUCGUGAUAAUUAUACCGCGAGAUAAAAUUUUCCAUGAAAAUUUUUUCAUAUUAAAUAGUGAAGCCGCAAAUUACGACUCAAAAUAGGCGUUGCUGUCAUUUGGCUUCCCCCGGGUUCCCCUUUCGUUUUUCCUAAAAUUUCACACAAUUAAACUUAUGUGCAAUGUCACCUGUCCUGAGGCUACUUUCGAAUAUUGACAUAAAUCAUCAAAUUCUCAGCAUAUGACGCUCCCAAAAAUCUCGAGAAAAGGAAUACAAAAAGUGAAUGUGUUUCAUUUCUCAUAAUAAUAAGGAGUGACACAAUCAGCAUUACUGACAAGGAUUGAAGAGAUAUUUUUCGAAGGGCUUAUACUUUUUUUUUUUUUUUUGAAAUGUUUGCCAAAAAGAAAAAGAAGCCACAAAUAUCGACACCAACAAAUUUUGAGCAUAGAGUUCAUACUGGUUUUGAUAAACGCGAAGGCAAAUUUGUUGGUUUACCUUUGCAAUGGGCGUCAAUUGUUGGCAACAAUCAAAUACUCAAGUCUACAAAUCGUCCACUACCACUUGUUGAUCCAAGUGAAAUUACACCAACGGAAAUUCUCGAUUUAAAAACAAUUGUACGAGGACACAAUGAUCCGAGAAUUGGAAAAUUUGCACCUGGUGAUAAAGGCACUGAAAAUGGAUUGCCAAAAACUAGCACAGUCGCUAGAUCAAAUUCACUUCGAUCGUCUAGUCCACCUAGACUUAGGCGAGACUACAGAAAUAAUUCAAAUCUUCCACCUUCCGUACCGGAAGGACAAGAGAUGUCAAUGAGUCCCGCUCAACUUCAGGCGUAUUCGAAUUUUGCAAAAUCACAUGGCUAUCCAGAGAAAAUGCGGCAAAAUUCACCGCACGUUGGACCAACAAUGAAUUCCAAUCAUCACAGCCUCAUUCCAAAUCUACAGAAUCUCAAUCCUAAUAUGCAAUCGUCACCAAAUUUAACGCACAUGGGAUCGAAUGCGCCUAAUUUGUCAUUAAAUUUCCAAAAUUUAAGUCCAAUCCCAAGUAUUCCAAGUCCAACAACAAUAAAUUCGAAUAUAUCACAAAUUCCCGAACACGAUCUACAAAGAAUGAAUCAACCCAUGACAGCGCCAUCCGGACAAUAUAAUGGCAAUUUCCAGGUGAAUAAAAUGGAUCCAACAAUGAGAGAUCGACAAUCAGCUCAUAAUAUGUUAAUUCAUAAUAUGCAUCCAAAAGUAUCGCCAGUUGGAUCAAUAGCAUCGCAAAGACCAUUGAGUCAAUUGAGUUCACACAAUGUUAAUAAACAUUCGCAAAAUUAUAAUGUCACUGAAAAUCCAUCGACACUUCAUUCACAUUUUCAUAAACCAAUUGAAAGUUCACAGUCAAUGCACAAUCUUUCAAAAUCCGCCACCUCAUCAACAAUUGCAAGUGGUAGCUCUUUACCAGAUCAAAAUCAAAAUAUGAAAAGUGCCGUAUCAUCGGGAAAUUUGGCAAUUGUCUCAUCAACAUCGGGCACAUCGAACAAUGUCAAUAAACAAAAUGCCGAUCAAAGGCUUACGCAUGAACAAUUUAGAGCCGCAUUACAAAUGGUUGUAAGUCGUGGUGAUCCACGUGAGAAUUUGGAGAAUUUUUUGAAAAUUGGCGAAGGCAGUACGGGCACUGUUUGUAUAGCGACCGAUAAGGCAUUACAUCGUCAGGUGGCGGUAAAAAAAAUGGAUCUCAGAAAACAACAGAGACGCGAAUUACUUUUCAAUGAAGUUGUUAUUAUGAGAGAUUAUCAUCAUCCAAAUAUUGUUGAGAUGUAUGAUAGUUUUCUUGUUGACGAUGAAUUAUGGGUUGUCAUGGAAUAUCUUGAAGGUGGAGCAUUAACCGAUAUUGUGACACAUUCACGUAUGGAUGAAAGUCAAAUAGCAACUGUUUGUUCACAGUGCCUUAAACCACUUGAAUAUUUACAUUCACAAGGUGUUAUUCAUCGUGACAUUAAAUCUGAUUCAAUAUUAUUAACUGCCGAUGGUCGUGUUAAAUUAUCGGACUUUGGAUUUUGCGCGCAAGUCUCGCAAGAAUUACCAAAACGAAAAUCAUUAGUGGGCACACCAUAUUGGAUGAGUCCCGAAGUUAUUUCCAGGUUACCUUAUGGACCAGAGGUGGAUAUUUGGUCCCUGGGAAUUAUGAUAAUUGAAAUGGUUGAUGGAGAACCGCCAUUUUUCAAUGAACCACCUCUUCAGGCAAUGCGUCGCAUCCGAGAUAUGCCACCGCCAAAACUAAAGAAUUCCCAUAAGGUGAGUCCACGUCUGCAGGGCUUCCUAGAGAGAAUGUUAGUUCGAGAUCCUGCUCAACGAGCCACAGCAACUGAAUUAUUGAAGCAUCCAUUCUUGAGACAAGCUCAGAAUCCAAGUAUUUUAAUUCCCCUAAUGAGAGGAGCUAGACAUACCAACUGCUGACGCACCAACGGUAAAAAAAAAAUGUUACAUUAAAAUUCAUUUAAUUUGAAAAGUCAGUUUUAAAAGCACUCGUCAGCUCAAGUGUAUAAAAUAUUGCGUGACAAAAUAAGUAUUUAUCUAGUAUUAGUCGUUUAUUAAGAAUAACAUGAAUGCACCAUUGUCUAGUAUAUAUUUAUAAAUAUAUAUAUAUAUAUAUUUUUUUUUUAAUUAACUAAUUUUUUUUCUACCAAAGUUAUACAAGCAUUUACAAAAAAAAACAAUUUUCAAUAAUCAUUGAUAUGUAUGUAUAUUUCUUUCAAUAAGAAAAUUUUCCUUUUUUUUUUUUGUAGAAUUUUUUUUUUAAAUUAUUUACUGGUGCAUUCAUUUUGACACAUUCCAGUGUGGUUUAAUCGUAUUUCUUUUUAAAGAUUUUUAUAAGACAACAAAAAAAAAAGUAUUUCAAACUUUUCCGAAGACUGUAAUAAUAAUAAUAAUAAUAAUAAUUACUUGUGUGCCUUUCGUUUAAAAACUUGUAAGUAAUUUUAAUCUUGUUAUUUAUUUUUUAUAACCGAAAGAGAAAGUCACGAAAGUUGUUAAAACAAAUAAAUAAGAAUGAGGCCUCGAAAGAAGAUUUCUGUUACCAAACAAACAUUAAUUGUUUAAAUUAUUAUAUCAAGUUAUAAUGACAAAUAACUUUAAUGAUAAAUAAUUAUUAUUCGCCAUUGAAACUUCGACAGUCAAUUUUGUUUUUUUAAUAACAAAACUUUGGGAAAGUUUGAAACUUAAAAAUGUUUAUAUUAGAUAUAUUUUAUACUGUAUAUCGAGAUAAAAAAAAAAAAAUUACAUUCAUUCCUAUGUGCCUUGAAAGUUAUGAAAGACAUGAAAAAAAGGACCGAAUUUAUAUUAUGUAAAUAUAGAAAUUUUACAUUUAGUAAAUGA